AUGCGAAAAUCUUCGCUCUCAAGAAUUGUCACCUCACCUCCUCAACCGCUUGAGACCUCACAGUUUCAUUCACUGCUCAUUAUCCCCGUUUUCGUCCAACAACUAGGGGGUCAAAGCUCAUCGAUUUCACCUAACAGUAGUAAUACGAUAAUGGCUUCCCCGAGUGCUGCUAAACACGAACUAACCACCAACACUCAGUCGUCUAACACCGCAAGCGAACAAAUCAAGGGUUUCCCGCCUAACACCAACAAGUUUCCAGACCCUGAGAUCUCGGCCAAGAUCUUAAUUCUCCCUCACGAUCUUCGAGUGUUCCUGGAGCGUGAUUUUGACGCCAAGGUACAAACCAUCAAGAAUCUUGACUACUACCGAAUCUUAGCUCACUUCAAUCCCAAAACCUCGUCACGCCCGACUCACAACAAAGCUAAAUUGCUGGCCGACUUCUUAAAGGAUGUACGACCACACCUAGACCACUUCUUGAUCGACUCACCAAAGCCACCACCCCCUCCAAAAGGUGCCUCUGUGGACUUUGACCCACUCCAUCGACGCACCACACGUGAAAUGCUAGCCGGCGCAAUAAUGUCCGCAAACCCCAAGGCUGUGAUCCUCCCUGGCUCCCGAAUUGAUCAAUUGCUUGUACUUUUCAAAAAGCAUGUUGACCCUGAUCUUAUUCUGCCGGCCAAUACCGAGUUUAUCCGCAAGCCUAUGGUCAUGUCAAUCGAAAAAGCGCGUCAAACCCCAAUUGAGAGCCUACGAUUCGCGCUUCAGUGCCAUGCUCCACAGAUCUUUGUCCAUUCUAUUGCUAUGACUCGACCCCAUCUUGCCAGCUUGUAUAUCAAAUUUGUUGCGGAAGAGGCGGACACGGAUGAUCUUCUUGUUGAAGGCUACCAUUAUUCUGUGGUCGUAGACCCUAUGGAAACCGGUCUAUGA
Melampsora larici-populina 98AG31 is the source of this 927-nucleotide messenger RNA. RefSeq lists its product as uncharacterized. The coding region runs from base 1 to 927 and encodes 308 amino acids. The transcript has 2 exons. The record is from RefSeq and is a predicted model, not a curated record. NCBI's taxonomy places the organism in Eukaryota, Fungi, Basidiomycota, Pucciniomycetes, Pucciniales, Melampsoraceae.